Phymastichus coffea is the source of this 708-nucleotide messenger RNA. Its product is annotated as piggyBac transposable element-derived protein 3-like. NCBI's taxonomy places the organism in Eukaryota, Metazoa, Arthropoda, Insecta, Hymenoptera, Eulophidae. The coding region runs from base 1 to 708 and encodes 235 amino acids. The record is from RefSeq and is a predicted model, not a curated record. The transcript has a single exon.
AUGUCCUAUAGGCAGGUACUAAAUAGUUAUGAGGAAAAUCAGACAAAAUUAGCUCCAAAUCACGAAUACGAAUGGAUAAUGGGAGAACAGCAAUAUCACGAAAUACCCAAAAAUAACACUUUACUUUCUGAUAAAACAAAGAAAUUUUUGAAAACUUUAUCCACAGUUCAAAUGUAUGAGUUAUAUUUUGCUAGCGAUCUAAAAGAAUAUAUCAUAAAAUGUACAAAUUCUAACGUGUAUCAGCUAACUGCUGACAAAUUCGAAAUUUUUUUGGGAAUAAUCAUUACGACAAUAUUUAAUAAUCGUAAAUCUCAAAGAGAUUAUUGGUCUUCAAAUGAGUUGUUUCGCUGCAAUCCGAUUGCAUCUGCCAUGAGCCGCGAUAAGUUUCUGAAAAUCAAACGAAAUAUAAAAUUUAGUGAGUCGCAAGAUGAAAAUGAACCUGACAAAGUUUGGAGAGUAAGAAAUAUACUAAACAUAUUUAGAAAAAAUAUUUCACAAUUCGGGUUUUUCUUUACGGCUUUAUUCAUUGAUGAGAUGAUGGUAAAAUUCCACGGGCGAGCUCCAAUUUUACAAUUUAUGCCAAAUAAACCUGAAAGGUUUGGCAUAAAAAUGUGGAAAAUAUGCAGUCCAGAAGGAUAUUUAUUUGAUUUAGAUGUAUAUUGCGGUCAAGGAUCUAACAUUUAUUCAUCAGAUAAUAAAAUUAGUUAA